This is a messenger RNA of Lecanosticta acicola, 621 nucleotides long. NCBI's taxonomy places the organism in Eukaryota, Fungi, Ascomycota, Dothideomycetes, Mycosphaerellales, Mycosphaerellaceae. The record is from the annotation of a GenBank genome assembly.
AUGGUAUGAAUGCACUCGGAUAAGUAGAAGGAUGUAGAUGCAAUUACUGACGUGCGCGCGAUAGUCGUCCGGCAAGAUCAAGGCCGCUCAGCUCUGGGGCAAGAACAAGGAGGAUUUGAAGAAGCAGCUCGAUGAGCUCAAGGCCGAGUUGGUGCAGUUGAGGACACAGAAGAUUGCUGGUGGUGCCCAGUCAAAGCUCAACAAGAUGUACGUCCCUUCCUCGAACCGAUCCCUCGAGACCGAUUAUUCGCGAAAAUCCGACACCGAUACGCUACACAUUGGAAUAUGGCAGUAUGAGAGACUGACACAGGCUGCAGCCACGACGUCCGCAAGUCGAUCGCCCGCGUCCUCACCAUCAUCAACGCAAACCAGCGCGCCCAACUGCGUCUUUUCUACAAGACCAAGAAGUACCUGCCACUCGACCUCCGCUCGAAGCAGACUCGCGCUAUUCGCCGCCGAUUAUCGCCAGAGGAGGCCAAGCUCGUCACAGAGAAGCAAAAGAAGAAGCAGAGGCAUUUCCCACAGAGAACCUUCGCUGUCAAGGUAUGAGACAUUCCAUACGCAAAUGCAAUGAGCGGGCCAGGUAGCGCGGAAGACUGACAUGCUGGACAGGCUGCGUAA